Messenger RNA from Limulus polyphemus (Atlantic horseshoe crab), 934 nucleotides. RefSeq names its product acyl-CoA-binding protein homolog. The record is from RefSeq and is a predicted model, not a curated record. Lineage: Eukaryota; Metazoa; Arthropoda; Merostomata; Xiphosura; Limulidae. The transcript is spliced from 4 exons. Gene Ontology annotation, molecular function: fatty-acyl-CoA binding. The coding region runs from base 38 to 349 and encodes 103 amino acids. Gene Ontology annotation, biological process: fatty acid metabolic process.
GACGCGUGUAUAUAUGAGGAAUCACACUGAGGAGUGAAUGAGAAACGGUUUACAAGUGGUACUGCAUACUUUUAAGAAAAUGUCUCUUGACGAGAAAUUUAACAAAGCUGCCGAAGAUGUGAAUAAGCUGAAGAGCAGACCCACAGACGAAGAACUUUUGGAACUUUAUGCUUUGUACAAGCAGUCAACCAUUGGAGACUGCAACACAGAACGACCUGGUGUAUUGGACCUCAAAGGGAAAGCAAAGUGGGACUCUUGGAAUUCCAGAAAAGGAAUGUCUCAAGACUCUGCAAAGGAAGCCUACGUUGCAAAGGCUAAUCAACUUAUAGAACAUUAUGGUUUGAACUGAUGAGAUUGUUCUCGGCUAGCUACAAUUCCCUGUAGAGUGUGCUACCAUUGUUUUUAUUUUUUUCAUAAAAUAAAAUGUAUAAUAUAGGAUUGAUUUAAUUAAUUAUAUUUUUUCAUUGUAACCUACAACACACACUGUUACAAAAUUAUGUUACAUUUAAUUUAAGGACUUACUAAUUACACCAUAAAUUCUUAGCAACCUAGAAAUUUUACCGUCAAAUAUUUAUCACUAAUAUAUUUAUUUCUCACUGUGCCAGAAAAGUAACUAUGAUAAACUAGGUAAAAUGUUUCGAUUAUCAGAGAAACAAAUCAAAUAAUACGUUCAUUAAUUUUUAGAAAAAACUGAAAAAUCCGGUGUUCUUGAUGAAAUAUCUCUUUUGAUGAUAAGUGUGUAUUAUCUAUAAUUCGUUUUUCAAUAGUCAAAAUUAAACAUUUUUGUAAUGUGAACAUUAUUACUUGAUUGUAAACCCAAUAUUAUAUUAAGUUUUAUGGAAAAUUAAAUAUCGAGAAUGUGGCCAACAGCUAUGCUCAUUAAAAGGCAUUGAAUUGUAUAUACAGAUAGCCAAUAAAAAUAGCUUUGAAAAUA